CCUUGGUCAGUGUAGUUUGUAUUUCAGCACUUCAUCGAUAUCUAUUCUUAUUUUUGAAACGAAAAACAAUGAUCAAAUAGUGGAAUUUAAACGUAUUAAACAUCAGUUUCAAACAGCAAAUAUGUUGUCUGGCCCAAAUCGGCUUCCGUAAGUUCAAGCUAAAAUGUCUUAAGUACGCACGCGCUGGGAGGUAGUGUGAGAAAAUGGCAGACGUCUCUUUGGAUGAAGUGAUACGACAGCGCGGUAUUAAUCUCAAGGCACCAACCAAAAGGCCCAUGUUUGGACGGGGUGCAGGAGGGAUUGGCAAGAGCUUUGACGCUCGACAGAAGAUUGGGGUUAAUGAUGUCAGACAGCGGCUCGGAGGAGGAGGAGGAGCAGGAUUUCAAGUGAAAGACGCCAGAGAAAAGCUUGGUCAGAAAGAUGCUCGCUUCAAAAUCCGUGGCAGGGGAGGAGCAGGGGGAGUGCAGGAUGCCCGUCAGAUGAUCAACUCACGCAAACAGGGGCAAAAUCAGUUCAGUGUUCCGUCUCAGACCACACAAAUGACAGCAGUAAAGCACCAGCUACAGAGCCAGACACUUGUGCCACAGAUACAGAUACACACUAACAACAAUCUUGUCAGUGUGAACACAAGGCAGUUUGCCUCUAAUGUACAAGGACUGAGCAUGAGGGGCGGUGCAACACCACAGCUGAGCAAUAAUAAAAGAAUGAUGGAUGCUCGUGACAGGCUGAGCCUCAAGAGAAGCAUUGGAGGGACACAGACAGUUGCUGCACCACCCCUGAAAAUAACCAAGACCAUUCAGCAACGUCCAGUGGGGAUGUCAGGUGGAAUCCGUGCAGCAACACAGCCUGUCUCAAAGGAGCAUGAUGACAUCUCCAGUAAACAAAUAAAGAUCACUACAGCUAAUAGUAUGCUACAGUCACGGUCUGGUGCAGCGGGCUCCACAUUUUCCAUGUCCGCACCAAUCACCAAGGUGGUUAAAAAUGAUGCGUACACGGCCCCACGUCCCCCUGUUCCAGUGGCUCCCACUCGACCCAACCCCAGCAUGGCUGCUGCCAGAUCCUCAGCUGCAACUUUACAACCCGUCUCCAGGACUCUCCAGCAAAGCACAGCAGAAGCUACCACCACGACUCCUACUCCCCCUCAGCCUGCUUUCAGUCCUUUGGAGGGGACAAAAAUUACAGUUAACAACCUGCAUCCCCGGGUUACUGAGGAAGACAUAGUUGAACUGUUCUGUGUGUGCGGGGCCUUGAAGCGAGCACGACUGGUGAAGGUGGGUGUGGCUGAAGUUGUGUUUGUACGUAAGGAGGAUGCCGUGAGCGCAUACAGGAAGUACAACAACCGCUGCCUGGACGGCCAGCCUAUGAAGUGUAACCUUCAUAUUCAGGGAAAUGUCAUCACUUCUGAUCAGCCCAUUCUAUUGAGGCUCAGUGACACUCCAGGCACAGGCAGUGGUACAAAAAAAGACGGUCUGCCCUCAUCCUUAACUCGUCCCGCCGGUCAGCGAGCCUCAUCUCAGCCCACUCCAGAGGUGGACCCCCAGACUAUCCUCAAGGCUCUGUUCAAAUCCACUGCGCAGUCCACCUCCACCACUGAGCCCCCCAGCUCACAGGCCACUGCCUUUCGCAUCAAGAUAUAGCUUUUGUCUAGUGUGAAUACACUGUCUGUUCAUAAAUGUGUAACUGCAUUGUCAGUGUUCACAUACAAACUGUGUUUUUCACAUUGACAGCAGGCAGCACGUGUUGUCUCAUAUGAAGCUGAUUUUUACUCAUUUGAUAUACAUGACUUCUCUGAACGUGAAAUUCAUGGAUACGCAACAUCUUGUUUUCAGCUAUGUGGUAUCCAAAUGUCACCAGUUUGUCCCUGAGAUGGAGCAGUGGAAAGAAGCAAGAUGUGAUUUGUUGUUUUAAUUCAGUGUAUUUGGGGAGUUCCAAGUCAAAUUGAAUGCGUAGGGAUGCUUUGUUUUGUUUGUUUUUUUUAUUUUUGUCAAUUCUAUUCCAGCGCAUUUAGACAUGUUAAGUUGUUUUAAUACUCCAAUUUAACUCCACUUUACCCCACCCCACAUGUCCAACAAAGGAUGGGAAGAAAAGCUGUAAAAGAUUAAUUGACAGAUACCAAGCAGCAUUGUCAUUUUUAAAAGAUACAGUGUGUUGAAGGUCCUGUGCGUCCACACAGGUGUGUUUGGUUAUAUUGUCUUUAACUCUUUUUGAAUUUUCUGUGGGUGUACAGACCAUUCAAGUAUACCAAGAUAGCAGAUACCAUAUUGCUGAUUAGGUAGUACAGUGAGGUUGCCCUCAGCAAGUCCUGACCGCAACUCUGCCUAACUUCAGCCUGAGAAAAGGUCUUCCCUACACGAAAUAACUGAACACAUUUGUGUGAGUAAAUCUGGGAUGGUUCAAAACCGCCGUCAUGCUAUGUUGAUUUUUUUGUUUUCACCAUCCUUGUGGCAUACAGAUCUUGUGUGCUCUGUUAGUGACGGGUUUUGAAGCAGUAUAUGUUCAUUUCUUUCUAGUACACAUUACACUCAAUUUAUUUUCAAGGACUGUAAAUUACAUUAUGUUCCUUUAUUGGUAUGUCAGUCAAGAAGAGAUUAGAGAGGUCAGACCUGUCUGUGAAAUGUCACCAUUAAAUAUUUAGCUUUGUA
Messenger RNA from Scatophagus argus, 2642 nucleotides. It is a transcript of the gene poldip3, whose product is annotated as polymerase (DNA-directed), delta interacting protein 3. The transcript has 10 exons. Gene Ontology annotation, cellular component: nucleus. Gene Ontology annotation, molecular function: mRNA binding. The record is from RefSeq and is a predicted model, not a curated record. Bases 204 to 1637 code for a protein of 477 amino acids. Gene Ontology annotation, biological process: mRNA export from nucleus. Lineage: Eukaryota; Metazoa; Chordata; Actinopteri; Scatophagidae.